AUGGAAAACUACACAUUCAACAGCUUUACUCUGCAGCUGGAGGGAUUAAAGGUCUCAGAGGUUUCCAAAUAUCCACUCUUUUUCUUUUCCCUUUUCUCCUACAUACUUAUUAUGACAUCCAAUAUCGGAAUCGUAGUCCUGGUUUUCAUUGACAAAAAUCUUCAUCGCCCCAUGUAUCUCCUGUUUUGCAACCUGCCCUUUAAUGACGUCGUUGGAAACUCUAUCAUGAUGCCCCGUUUGCUUUCAGAUAUUCUGCUGCCUCCAUCUGAGCGCCUCAUUAGUUAUCAUGAGUGUCUUAUUCAGGCUUUUACCACACAUAUGUAUGGCACCACUUCCCACACUGUGCUCAUGAUUAUGGCUUUUGACAGAUAUGUGGCGAUCUGUAAUCCUCUGCGAUAUGCUUCCAUAAUGACCAACAAAAUGGUGAUCAAGCUGACGGUUCUGGCCUGGGGAGUGGCCUUCGUUUUGGUGGGGGUUCUGCUCGGACUGACCAUACGGCUGAGUCGAUGCAGGACUUUGAUCACAAACCCUUUUUGUGACAACGCCUCAUUGUUUAAGCUGUCCUGUGAUAGUGUGGUCAUUAACAAUAUCUAUGGGCUCACCUUCACUGUGGUCUUGUUCACAGGUUCUAUAGGUACAAUAGUCCUGACCUAUACUCAGAUUAUGGUGGUCUGUGUCACCAGUAAGAAUACGUCUUUGAACAGUAAAGCCUUAAAGACCUGCAGCACUCACCUCCUUGUCUACAUGAUUAUGUUAUUUACUGGGAUUCUUGUUAUUGCUCUGCAUCGCUUUCCUCAGUACUCAGAUUACAGGAAAAUGUGCGCCAUUUUGUUUCAUAUUAUUCCAGGCAGUCUGAACCCCAUUAUUUAUGGUGUGCAGUCAAAAGAGAUACAAAAAUUCCUUUCAAAGCUGUUGCACUUUACAAAGAUUUUGCCAUCUAAAUAA
This is a messenger RNA of Oreochromis niloticus (Nile tilapia), 945 nucleotides long. Its product is annotated as olfactory receptor 52N2-like. Gene Ontology annotation, biological process: G protein-coupled receptor signaling pathway; detection of chemical stimulus involved in sensory perception of smell. Gene Ontology annotation, molecular function: odorant binding; olfactory receptor activity. Bases 1 to 945 code for a protein of 314 amino acids. The transcript has a single exon. Gene Ontology annotation, cellular component: membrane. The record is from RefSeq and is a predicted model, not a curated record. NCBI's taxonomy places the organism in Eukaryota, Metazoa, Chordata, Actinopteri, Cichliformes, Cichlidae.